AUGGCCAAGCUAUGGAUUUUCCUGGCUUUGCCGUUAAUUUCCGCUUUUCCCACAGAAUUCCCGCCGGAUCCGGAGCUGGAGUUGGAAUUUCUGGGUAUCGCGAAACGUUGGGAUUAUGAGGCCGAAGAGCACUUUGUGACGACGGCAGAUGGCUAUAUUUUGACUAUUCACAGGAUCCCAAACAAACAGCACCAAAAAGGAAUUCCGAACUGCGCCCGACCUACCGUAUUCCUGCAACAUGGCAUGGAGGGCUCGUCGGCUUCUUGGAUCCUGAAUCUGCCCAGUCAGAGCGCUGGCUUCACCUUUGCCGACGCUGGCUUCGACGUGUGGCUUGGGAACUUCCGAGGCAACGUUAUGGGAACGAUGGCGGCGUUUGCCGAAUUUUCGACGAAUCAUCAGUUGGAGCAGAAGAUCCGCGAAUUCCACGCCCUCGGUCCCGUCGCUUCGGUUGCUCACAUCAAAGGUCUUUUCGCCUGGUUGGCGGAUCGGUAUCAGUUUGUCCAGGAGCUCCUGAAAGACCUUGGCUGGGACCAGUUCCUACCACCGGACUGGUUGACGAGGCUUAUUGCUGAGGACGUUUGCGAGGACGCCGACACCUACAAGGACUGCGACAAUCUGCUGUUCUUGAUUUCUGGGAACAGUAACCAGUUGAAUGAGACCCGAGUCCCCGUCUACCUAAACCACAUGCCCUCUGGUACUUCCACGAACGUCGUCAUCCAAAUGGCGCAAAACGUGAAGGCUCAGAAAUUCCAAAUGUUUGAUUACGACGACGAGAAGGAGAACCAGAAACAUUAUGGACAGCCAACCCCUCCCAAAUACGCUGUCGAGGAUAUGACGCUACCAACCAGGUUGUAUUGGGGUUUCAACGAUACACUAGCGGAUCCACUUGAUAUUCAGUCCUACCUCAUCCCCCGCCUUCAAAGCAUGCGCAGCCAGAAGGGCUAUGAUGGCUUCGCCCACAUCGACUUUGAGUGGGGAUUGAAGGCACAUGACCAGGUGUUCGGCCCGAUCAUUGAAUAUAUCAACGAGGAUUGGAAGAACUGGAAGGGGCAGGAAUUUACUUGC
This is a messenger RNA of Mesorhabditis spiculigera, 1065 nucleotides long. The record is from the annotation of a GenBank genome assembly. Lineage: Eukaryota; Metazoa; Nematoda; Chromadorea; Rhabditida; Rhabditidae.